Messenger RNA from Guillardia theta CCMP2712, 819 nucleotides. RefSeq lists its product as hypothetical. The transcript is spliced from 3 exons. The record is from RefSeq and is a predicted model, not a curated record. The annotation marks the transcript as partial. Gene Ontology annotation, molecular function: histone H3K9 demethylase activity; histone H3K36 demethylase activity. NCBI's taxonomy places the organism in Eukaryota, Cryptophyceae, Pyrenomonadales, Geminigeraceae. Gene Ontology annotation, cellular component: nucleus. Gene Ontology annotation, biological process: chromatin remodeling.
GGCAUCUGCAAGGUGAUCCCUCCUUCCUCAUGGAAGGCCAGAGAGGCUUCCUACUCCCAUGCCGACGAUCUUGUGCUGCAUGCUCCUGUUCGACAAGAGGCGGCCGGCCGGGCAGGCGCGUAUGCACUCAUGAACAUAACUCAGCGAGCCUGUACGAUCGCCGAAUACACCAGGAUGGCGAGCAAAGACGAAAACCGCCCGCCCCUUACUGGCCUCAGGUUGCUGCAGAGCCAACGAUGGAAGGAGGAGGAGGAGGAGGAGGAGGAGGAGGAGGAGGAGGCUUGGGAGGUGGAGCGGAGAUACUGGCAGGGGUUUGCGGGGAAGGCUCCCGUAUACGGCAGUGACAACUACUCAAGCACGCUGUUUGAAGCCUGCGCGGGGGCCUGGAACCUCAGCAGACUUGACUCCCUCCUGCGGCGACGCUUGCGGUCCACGAUCCCCGGAGUGACCUCACCCUAUCUGUACAUGGGGAUGUGGCGCGCUAGUUUUGCUUGGCACGUGGAGGACAUGGACCUUUACAGCAUCAACUACCUCCAUUACGGCGCCGAUAAGAUCUGGUAUGCAGUCCCUCACUCGGAGGGCGAGAAGCUCGAGCGCUUGGCCUCCAGCAUCUUUCCGGAUCAAGCUCGAGUAUGCAGUCAGUUUCUGCGGCACAAGAGUUGCGUCAUGCACCCUUCGCUUCUCCUUGCUGCCGGCAUCAACCUCACUCGCGCCGUCCAGCACGCCCGAGAGUUUGUGAUCUCCUUCCCCUACGCCUACCACAGCGGUUUCAAUGCUGGCCUCAACUGUGCAGAGGCCGUGAACUUUGGCUCGGAGAGG